Molecule: messenger RNA, 807 nt
Organism: Oppiella nova
Lineage: Eukaryota; Metazoa; Arthropoda; Arachnida; Sarcoptiformes; Oppiidae
Source: the annotation of a GenBank genome assembly
AUGUUUAUAGCCAGGGAAGUUGCCCAUGAAUUUGCACAUAUGUGGUUUGGAGACUUAAUAACAUGUCAUUUUUGGGACCACUUGUGGCUCAAUGAAGGGUUUGCGGAGUUUAUGUCAUAUUAUGGCAUUGAUUACAUUGAACCAAGCUGGAAUUAUUGGGACAUGUUUGCCAAUCAAACAAUGUCUAAUGCAUUAAAAGCAGAUUCUGUUGACAAAUCGCCACCAAUUAUAUUAAACUAUAAAAAUGUUUCUGAUGUUACCAUUUUCGAUGAAUUAAUAAUGUAUUAUAAGUCAACAACAGUUAUACGAAUGUUGGAGUUUACAAUGGGAAGGGAGGCAUUCAGGGCUGGUAUGAGUGGUUAUGUAAAACAACACAAAUAUCAAUCAGUUCUCACUAAUGAUUUGUGGAAUUCAUUGAAUAAGACAUUCCCAGAAGAAAUGGAUACAUAUAUCUAUGAUUUGAUGGACAAGUGGACCACAAAACCUGGUUUUCCAUACAUUACUAUCAAAAGUGAUCCACAAAAUCCCAACACUAUUACUAUAACUCAGGAAAGGUUUCUAUCAAACGGACAAAAACCAAAAGAUGAAGGAAUGUAUUUCAUUGACUAUACUCUCGAAGAAUGGAACAAAUGGAUCACAGCUUUGGUCACCAAUGAAGACAAUAUUGUAGACAAACUCACAGCCAAUGAGAGAUCGGAAUUCAUUUUAGAGACAUUUUAUUUGUCGAAAGCAAACAAACUGUCGGUUAUUAAGCCCUUAGAGUUGUCUCAAUAUCUGGUGAAUGAAACCCAUUUCACUCCGUGGGCU